AUGACAGUAACCUCUUCCUCAUCUAAACAACCCAAUUUUUUAAUCAUUGUUGCUGAUGAUUUAGGUUUCACCGAUUUAUCACCAUUUGGAGGUGAAAUCAAUACUCCAAAUUUAAAUAAACUAGCUACUGGUGCCAAUGGAGUUCGAUUAACUGAUUUUCAUACUGCUUCAGCUUGUUCUCCAACAAGAUCAAUGUUAUUAAGUGGUACUGAUAAUCAUAUUGCUGGAUUAGGACAAAUGGCUGAAUUUGCUCAACGUCAUCCUGAAAAAUUCAAUAAUCAACCCGGUUAUGAAGGUUAUUUAAAUGAUAAAGUGGUUGCUUUACCAGAAAUUUUACAAGAUAAUGGAUAUCAUACAUUUAUUUCUGGGAAAUGGCAUUUAGGUUUGAAAAAACCUUAUUGGCCCAAUAAAAGAGGAUUCAAUAAAAGUUUUACAUUAUUACCUGGUGCUGGUAAUCAUUAUAAAUAUAUUACCAGAGAUUCACAAGGUAAUCAAAUCCCCUUUUUACCAGCAAUUUACGUUGAAGAUGAUAAAGAAUUAUUACAACCGGAAAUUGAAUUACCCGAUGAUUUUUAUUCAACAAAUUAUUUCACUGAUAAAGCCAUUGAAUUUAUUAAAGAAACCCCUGAAGGUAAACCAUUUUUCGGAAUGAUUACUUAUACAGCUCCUCAUUGGCCUUAUCAAGCACCACAAGAUAAAAUUGCCAAAUAUAAUGGAGUUUAUGAUAAUGGACCAGAAGAAUUACGUCAAAAAAGAUUACAAUCUGCCAAAAAUUUAGGAUUAAUUGAUACAAAUAUAAUUCCUCAUCCAAUUAAAACUAUUCGUAAAUCAUGGGAUGAAUUAACUCUGUUGGAAAAAUUGAAAGAAAUUAAAAUCAUGCAAACUUAUGCUGCUAUGGUGGAAAUUUUAGAUGAAAAUAUUGGUCGAUUAAUUGAUCAUUUAAAUUCAAUUGAUGAAUUAAAUAAUACAUUUAUUUUAUUUAUGUCAGAUAAUGGAGCUGAAGGUAUGUUAAUGGAAGCAUUACCUUUAACUAAUCAAAGAAUUAAUAAAUUUAUCGAUGAAUAUUAUGAUAAUAGUUUAUCUAAUAUUGGUAAUAAAAAUUCAUUCACUUAUUAUGGUGAUCAAUGGGCUCAAGCAGCAACUGCUCCUCAUGCAAUGUAUAAAAUGUGGUCUACUGAAGGAGCAAUUGUAUGUCCAUUAAUCAUUCAUUAUCCAAAUUUAUUUUCUUCUUCUGCCGUUUCUGGUGGUGGUAGCGGUGAUGGUGAUGGUGACGGUGACGGUGGCAAGAUUCUUAAAGAAUUCACAACGGUGAUGGAUAUUUUACCUACAAUAUUAGAAUUAGCUAAUGUAUCACAUCCAGGAGAAACUUAUAAAGGUCGUCAAGUUGUUAAACCAAGAGGUAAAUCAUGGGUUAAUUAUUUGAUUAAUAAAACUGAUCAAGUUCAUGAUGAAAAUACCGUUACUGGUUGGGAAUUAUUUGGUCAACAAGCAAUUAGAAAAGGUUCAUUUAAAGCCAUUUACAUUCCAAAACCAUUUGGACCGGAAAAAUGGCAAUUAUUUAAUAUAAUUGAAGAUCCGGGUGAAAUUAAUGAUUUAAGUGAAUCAUCAUCAGAGUAUCAAACCAUUUUAAAUGAAUUAUUAGAUCAUUGGGCGGUUUAUGCUGCUGAAACGGGAUUAAUUGAAUUAGGUAGUGAUUUAUUUGAAAAAGAAAAAAUUGAAGGUGAAUCAAAUGAAGUUGUUUAUAGAACCAUCCUUGAUAAUAAUUGA
Messenger RNA from Candida albicans SC5314, 1767 nucleotides. RefSeq lists its product as uncharacterized. Bases 1 to 1767 code for a protein of 588 amino acids. Gene Ontology annotation, molecular function: arylsulfatase activity. The record is from RefSeq and is a predicted model, not a curated record. The transcript has a single exon. Lineage: Eukaryota; Fungi; Ascomycota; Pichiomycetes; Serinales; Debaryomycetaceae.